AUGGCCGUCUUCCUAGCUUGUUUCACCUCUGGCCUAGCCGGCGUGUAUUUUGAAUUAGUCCUCAAGUCAUCAACCAAGGUCGAUCUAUGGAUUCGCAACGUGCAACUAUCCCUCUUCUCACUCCUCCCAGCCUUAUUCACAGCCCUGGCCGCCUCCUCCUCCUCCCCGGAACCGAUGUUUGCUCACUUCGGAUUUUGGGCCUGGGCAACGAUCCUCACACAGGUCUUUGGAGGUCUGGUGACCGCACUGGUGAUUAAGUUUGCCGACAAUAUCCUCAAAGGUUUUGCUACCUCCCUCUCCAUCAUCUUGUCGACCGUGGCUGGGGUGUUCCUAUUCGACGCGGCUCUUCCGUUCGGCUCUGCACUCGGAGCCUCCGUCGUCCUCAUGUCGACCUACUGCUACAAUCUCUCCUCUGGCGAGCCCACCUCACCUGUGCCCACUGCUGCAAAUGACAAGUCUAUCGGCCUCCCCGCUCCCCCAGCCGUAAUCAUCGAUUUCAGUCAUCAAGCUUCUUCUCGAUACGACGAAAAAAAUGAUCACGGCGAUCGCAACGGUGAAGAUGCACAUCUCUUGCCCGACUCGACCAAGAUCUGCCCAAACGGAUUUCAUGUGGUCAAUAACUCAGCCACCCUCUCCCAACUACCACCUUAUUCUAACAAGAAAUAA
Puccinia triticina is the source of this 666-nucleotide messenger RNA. RefSeq lists its product as uncharacterized. Gene Ontology annotation, molecular function: UDP-galactose transmembrane transporter activity. Gene Ontology annotation, cellular component: Golgi membrane. The transcript has 2 exons. Lineage: Eukaryota; Fungi; Basidiomycota; Pucciniomycetes; Pucciniales; Pucciniaceae. Bases 1 to 666 code for a protein of 221 amino acids. Gene Ontology annotation, biological process: pyrimidine nucleotide-sugar transmembrane transport. The record is from RefSeq and is a predicted model, not a curated record.